UUCUGAGAAAUUUUUCGGGAAGUAGCUUGAAUUGAGCGAUCUAACCCAGGACUGCAUCACUGUGAACCAUGGCGUACAACGGAAAGUACAUGCACGGCAUGGGCUGGGCCCUUGUGGUGAUGGGAUCUCUCAACAUUAUCCUGGGUAUAGCCGCCGACGCUGCGUUUGCCUCCAUGCGGGCAUACACAACCAUUCACUACGUCGGUGCACCCAUUUGGAAUGGCAUUUUUGUUGUCAUAACUGGUAUCUUGGCGAUUAACAGUGGGAAAAAACCAACAAGCAAUGGUCUGAUGGUGGCUGUUAUGGUACUGGGGAUCCUCACAAUCAUUUCUGCAAUUUGCUGCUUCGCCCUGGGCGUUGGUGGAGCCAUUACUGACACAUAUUAUCGACAUGAGAUAUGUCAGUAUAGGUACGGCUAUAGCUGUGCAUCAGCAUCCAUCGCCCUGCAUGUGGUGAACGCUCUGCUGGCUUUUGCCGAGGUCGUCAUGGCCUUCGUGGCUGCCAUCAUGCCGUGUGGCGGACUGACGUGUUGCCGUGUUGGGAACAAUCCCAACGAUGCCCCCGUGGUUGUGUACAACCAGCAGGGACCUAACAUGUCACCUGGGCAAGCUGCCUAUGUCAUUAUGCAAACAGGUGUUCCAGGUGCACAAGGUGUUCCGUGCACGACUAUCAGUGCAGCUGGGGGCAUGCCACAGCAGCAGGUGUUCAUCGCCCAAAAUCCGUACCCUGCAGGUGCUCCUAUGCAAGGGUACUAUGGUGUCCAGGCUCUGCCCCCUUACAUGCAACAGUCCACCAUUGGGGCAGCAGCUGCAGCUGGUCAGCCACCUGCAGGGCCACCUGCAGAGACCAAAACCCAGCCACCUGCUUAGAGGCUGGAGUGAGCUAUAAAAGCUAAAGGCUUAGGUGUGACAAGAGGAUACGAAAAUCCUGGUUGCUAAAGAGUCUGUUAGCCAGCAGUUUUGUUGUUGUAUAUUAGGUGUACUGCAUCCGCUUUUGUUCUGCAUUUGUUAACAGUUUUGUAAAUUGUAUGGGAUAUAUUUUUGUGAGAAUAGCUAAUAAGCGGUCUUUUACAAGUAACUAAAGUGAUUGAUGUAAUAAUUAGUGUUUGGAUCCAACAAUGAUCAUUCCUCCAUGAAACUGGAGAAUGUAAGCCAUAAUGAGAUACUCUUGAUUAAUUAUUUAGUGACGUGUACAUUCCAAGCUUGACAAUGAAUGCAGUUUUCAUGCGUAAUAGUUUGACUCUCAGUAUGAUGUAAUGGAGUUGGUAUAGAAACUCUGGAUGAAUCGGGGGUUAAUAUUCAAAUCACAACUGUAAGACCACAAACAGCAAUAAGGAAACAUUUCAUUUUAAAUGUGGUUGUGUAACAGCUAUUUGCACUUUACAUGUAGUACAGCUUUGCGCAUAGAGAUCCGGCAUAAUUCAUUUGUUUUCCAUAUAUUUUACAGAGAUAAUAUAACAUAGUUUGCUAGAUUGUCAAUACAACAGUAAAGACUAUAUAUUGCAGUGUGCUGUGAAACAAUAAAGUUUCCUUACAAUAUGAAUAUUGCAAGCAUGUAUGUUACAAAAAGUUUGGAUUGAAUAAAUAUG
Molecule: messenger RNA, 1588 nt
Organism: Branchiostoma belcheri (Belcher's lancelet)
Lineage: Eukaryota; Metazoa; Chordata; Leptocardii; Amphioxiformes; Branchiostomatidae
Exons: 6
Coding region: 69-869 (266 amino acids)
Source: RefSeq, a predicted model, not a curated record